AUGGGUGGACUACCUCCCCUUACUGGCAAAUGGCGUGGACCAGCCCAAAUCCUUAGACGCUUAGGGCCAGUUUCUUUUGAGGUACAAAACCUAGACACAGGAGUUCAACUGAAGGCCCACUUGAAUCACCUGAAACCCUUUCGCCUUUCUGAGGAACUCUCCUAUGCUGUCGACGAUGACGAGGAAGGACUGGAGGAAGGAGGCGAGAAUGAUACCGACCAGCCGGGUGCAGAGGCCCAAGAUCCAGGCGCUCCGGAGGAUCCAUGGAUAUCUGGUCUGACGUCCUUUGCCAGGGAGCCAGAGGAGUGUAGGGAACUGAAAAGUUGA
Messenger RNA from Penaeus monodon (black tiger shrimp), 327 nucleotides. RefSeq lists its product as uncharacterized. The record is from RefSeq and is a predicted model, not a curated record. NCBI's taxonomy places the organism in Eukaryota, Metazoa, Arthropoda, Malacostraca, Decapoda, Penaeidae. The transcript has a single exon. The coding region runs from base 1 to 327 and encodes 108 amino acids.